UAGAAGGCGCUCCUUCCUCGAUGAGUCCUUCUGCACUUGUUUGUCAACAAAGGGUGCUCGUCUUCUUUCGGGCUCACUCGUUGACUUCCGUUCACCAUCGUUAUCUCAACAUGGCGAUUGUGUCUUUACGAAACUCCGCGUCCUCGCUGGUGUUAUUUAGCAGACGUUUAUUCAGCCCGGAGCUCAAGGCCCAGUGUUUCUAUCACAUAAAGGUGGUGGACCAUUAUGAAAACCCUAGAAAUGUAGGAACUCUAGACAAAAACUCCAAAAAUGUGGGGACUGGAUUGGUUGGUGCACCGGCCUGUGGUGAUGUAAUGAAGCUUCAGAUCCAGGUGGAUGAAAACGGCAAGAUUGUCGAUGCUAAGUUUAAAACAUUUGGCUGCGGAUCAGCCAUCGCUUCCAGUUCUCUAGCGACAGAGUGGGUGAAGGGGAAGUCGGUGGAUGAAGCUCUGAAGAUCAGGAACAUAGACAUCGCCAAAGAACUCUGCCUUCCGCCCGUCAAGCUGCAUUGCUCCAUGCUUGCAGAGGAUGCCAUUAAAGCAGCGCUGUCAGACUACAGAAUAAAACAACAGGUCAAGAAGUAGUAGCGUGUACAAGCCACCAGUUAAUGUAUAUUAUUAACUAUCCAUUGUUUCUCAGCAGUGCUGUUUAAAAGGAUGGAUCACGAUAAUACUACACCAGGUCUUCAGGGAGUUAUACAAUCUGAAAGUCUUAAGAAAAUGGCAGUGCUUGGUGUUUAGCUGCUUCUCGUCUGAUAAUCAGUAAUUCACUCUUUAUUGAUGCUGAUUUUGGAGAAGGAACUUCAUGGUAAACAUCUACAUUUAAACAUGGGAACUCAACAUUGUUCCCUCUAAGAUAAUAAACAGAAACUAAAGUGGAGAUGUGGUUUAUUUUUGGCAUUUCUUUUUAUAUGGCUGAAUCGUAUAAAAUCACAUGUCUCUCGUAAAGGAUUCAGUAUAAAAAUGCAGCUAAAGAACACAUACUUUAUUAUGAUUCAGAGUAUUGAAUGGGUUUGUGUGCCUAUUGGGAAUAAAGUUAUUUAAAAAGA
Molecule: messenger RNA, 1048 nt
Organism: Eleginops maclovinus (Patagonian blennie)
Lineage: Eukaryota; Metazoa; Chordata; Actinopteri; Perciformes; Eleginopidae
Gene: iscua
Product: iron-sulfur cluster assembly enzyme a
Exons: 5
Coding region: 21-584 (187 amino acids)
Biological process (GO): intracellular iron ion homeostasis; iron-sulfur cluster assembly
Cellular component (GO): cytoplasm; mitochondrial matrix
Molecular function (GO): 2 iron, 2 sulfur cluster binding; ferrous iron binding
Source: RefSeq, a predicted model, not a curated record